This is a messenger RNA of Papaver somniferum (opium poppy), 2397 nucleotides long. RefSeq names its product oligopeptide transporter 4-like. Lineage: Eukaryota; Viridiplantae; Streptophyta; Magnoliopsida; Ranunculales; Papaveraceae. The record is from RefSeq and is a predicted model, not a curated record. Gene Ontology annotation, biological process: transmembrane transport. Gene Ontology annotation, molecular function: oligopeptide transmembrane transporter activity. The coding region runs from base 18 to 2219 and encodes 733 amino acids. The transcript is spliced from 6 exons.
CAGAGGAAACCAAAACAAUGGAGAAUGAGAGAAAUGGAGAAGGAGAAGAAGAAGUGGAGUUAUCACCAAUUGAAGAAGUUAGAGUAACAGUAACAAACACAGAUGAUCAUACACUACCAGUAUGGACAUUUAGAAUGUGGGUUUUAGGUACAAUGUCUUGCUGUUUAUUGUCAUUUCUAAACCAGUUUUUCAGUUAUAGGAGCCAACCAUUAGUCGUAACACAGAUUACAGUUCAAGUUGCUGCACUACCAAUUGGUCAUUUCAUGGCUAGGGUUCUACCAACUACUAAAUUUCACAUACCUGGUUUUGGUUCUAGAGAUUUUUCUUUGAAUCCGGGUCCGUUUAAUUUGAAAGAACAUGUUUUGAUUUCAAUAUUCGCCAAUGCUGGUAGUGCUUUUGGGGCUGGUUCAGCUUAUGCUGUUAGUAUUGUUAAUAUCAUCAAGGCUUUUUACGGAAGAAACAUCUCUUUUCUUGCUGCUUGGUUACUCAUUAUCACUACCCAGGUUAUAGGAUACGGUUGGGCAGGACUGUUAAGGAAAUAUGUUGUGGAACCGGCUCAUAUGUGGUGGCCUGGUGCCCUUGUUCAAGUUUCUCUCUUCCGGACGUUACAUGAGAAAGAUGAUCAACGAAUGUCCAGAGCAAAAUUCUUCUUGAUUGCAUUAAUCUGCAGCUUUGCCUGGCAGCUAGUUCCGGGAUACCUCUUCAAGACUCUCAUGAGCAUCUCAUGGGUCUGCUGGAUAUUCUCCAAAUCAGCCACCGCACAACAGCUUGGUUCAGGCAUGCAUGGCCUAGGAUAUGGGGCGUUCACACUUGAUUGGUCUGCUGUUGCUUCUUUCUUGUCUAGCCCUCUAAUUUGCCCUUUCUUUGCUAUCGUAAACGUCUUUAUCGGCUAUGUGCUGAUCAUCUAUGUUACAAUCCCAGUUGCUUAUUGGGGUUUGAAUGUGUACAAUGCUAAGACAUUCCCUAUUUUCUCCUCACACUUGUUUACAAACAAAGGAGAGGUGUACAACAUAUCUGCCAUAGUCAACAACAACUUUGAGAUUGAUUAUCAAAAAUAUGAAGAGCAAGGACAAAUCCAUUUGAGCAUGUUCUUCGCACUCGCUUAUGGUUUUGGUUUUGCUACUAUUGCUUCCACUCUCACCCAUGUUGGUUUUUUCCAUGGAAGGGAAAUCUAUGACCGGUUUCGUGCCUCAAAAAAUGGCAAGAUGGAUAUUCAUACAAAAUUGAUGAAGAAAUAUCCACAAAUACCACACUGGUGGUUCUACAUUAUGCUUAUUGUAUCAGUUGCCGUCUCUCUCGUCCUGUGCAUAGUCCUCAAAAAUGAGAUUCAGUUGCCGUGGUGGGCACUAAUUGUUUCCUGCAUUCUUGCUUUGAUUUUCACUCUUCCUAUCAGCAUCAUAACAGCAACGACUAAUCACACACCAGGACUUAACAUCAUAACGGAGUACAUCAUUGGUAUUAUCUUACCAGGGAAACCAAUAGCCAAUGUGUGCUUUAAAACUUAUGGGUAUAUGAGUAUGGCUCAGGCCAUUUCUUUCCUUAGUGAUUUUAAGCUGGGUCAUUACAUGAAGAUCCCACCAAGAUCGCUGUUUUUGGUUCAGUUAAUAGGAACUAUUAUUGCUGGAACAAUCAACAUUGGGGUGGCAAUGUGGCUCCUAGACUCAGUCGAGAAUAUAUGUCAUGAAGAACUGCUACCAGCUAAUAGUCCAUGGACAUGUCCGGGCGAUCGAGUUUUCUUUGAUGCAUCCGUCAUCUGGGGUCUUGUCGGACCAAUGAGAAUCUUUGGACCUCGCGGAAACUAUUCUGCUCUUAACUGGUUCUUUGCUGGUGGUGCACUUGGUCCGAUAUUGGUUUGGCUGCUUCAUAAAGCUUUCCCUCAACAAUCAUUGAUCCCUUUCAUUAAUCUUCCAGUCCUUUUCGGAUCAACAUCUAUGAUGCCACCAGCAUCACCUGUGAACUACAACUCCUGGAUUUUGGUUGGAAUCAUCUUCAACUUUUUUGUCUUUAAAUACAAGAAACAAUGGUGGCAAAGGUACAAUUACGUUCUCUCGGCGGCUCUUGAUGCUGGAGUUGCUUUCAUGUCUGUUGCACUUUACUUCUUUCUUGGCAAUGGAGAUAUCAAGAUUGACUGGUGGGGAACAAGGGAUAUUGAGCAUUGCCCGUUAGCUGGGUGCCCGAACUCAAAGGGUGUUAAGGUUGUCGGUUGUCCUGCUUAUUGAAUCUACUCUUCAGCGUGGAAUUACUAGCUUCUUGGUGUGGGCGGAUUUAAUCUUAGUUUGUUCUACUGAAAGAAACAGUUAUAUUAAAACAAAUAAACUAGCUACAAGACACAAACUACCGGAUAACCCAAUAUGUGCUUGCAAAUAUUUUGUUCUAUAUAUACGUAUAUUCAACUAA